Molecule: messenger RNA, 641 nt
Organism: Myripristis murdjan (pinecone soldierfish)
Lineage: Eukaryota; Metazoa; Chordata; Actinopteri; Holocentriformes; Holocentridae
Gene: cox14
Product: cytochrome c oxidase assembly factor COX14
Exons: 2
Coding region: 168-344 (58 amino acids)
Source: RefSeq, a predicted model, not a curated record
CCACGCCGUCAGUUCGCUCAGAGAAGAAACUGAAGCAGCAAAUGUCUCUGUCAGGCUUCCGUACCUUAUGAAAGCAAAGGCAACCGAGCUGCGAGGUGUUGUGCUGUGUUGACAUUGAGAACAACCUGACGUCUGCUUUUCUUAUCACUACCUGAAGGAUCCUCACCAUGGUGUCCGGGAAGCGCCUGGCUGAUAUUGGCUAUCGGGCCUUUUCUGCCUCCAUGAUGCUGCUGACGGUGUAUGGGGGCUACCUGUGUGCGAUGCGAGGAUACCGCUAUAUGCAGAAACAAAAACAGCUGCAGCUGGCAGCAGAAAACCAGGACCCUGAAGUUAUCAAAGACUAGAUGGACUGCUCUCCGAUUUGCACAGAAAUGGAAACUCUCAUUCCUUCUUUUUGUCCAUCCACUGCAUCAUGAUUCUUCUCUGGACAUGUGUGUGUGAUUGCCUCACGUGUGUGAGGGUAUGGCACUCUCACAAGGAAAAUGUCUUGUUCAGAGGAAAACAGGCGACUUCACCAAGCAUUUGCCUGGGAAAGUGUAUACUGUCACGUUCACUGUGUGAGCAGAGCUCCCUUUGAGUGAUGAGUGAAGUGUCAUUGGAUCAUUGUUUGUAUUAUAUUAAAUGCCUUUAAACACACAGUA